Molecule: messenger RNA, 1321 nt
Organism: Raphanus sativus (radish)
Lineage: Eukaryota; Viridiplantae; Streptophyta; Magnoliopsida; Brassicales; Brassicaceae
Exons: 4
Coding region: 187-1158 (323 amino acids)
Molecular function (GO): nucleic acid binding
Source: RefSeq, a predicted model, not a curated record
GAUUUGGAUUUUGUCAAAUCUCAAAAUCGAUUUGCUUUCCUAUCUCUCAAAUCUCUCUCUCCGAUUCUCAUCACAAAAAAUCCAAGUCUUCCUCCAUCGCUCCCUCUUUACUGCGUCCUCCCUCGUUUCCACGGAGAUUAAAAAAAGCAAAAUUUCGAGAUAGAUAGAGAUAGAAGAAACCUUCCCAUGGCUGCAGCAGCUAUGAGCGAGAAGGAAGCUAUGGUUGAUCCUUUCCUCGUCGAAGCUCUUCAGAACCCUCGUCAUCGUCUCACAAUUUUGCGUAUGGAGCUGGACAUACAAAAGUUCUUUCAAAGUCCAGAGCAGCAGCAAUACGAGUUCCCUCCUUACCCCACCUCUUACCUCCGUCUCGCUGCUCACCGCGUCGCUCACCAUUACGGCCUCUUCACCACCGCCUUAGACGGCGCCGCUUUGGACGGCUCAGGGAACAGGAUCCUGGUCUCCAAAACCGCUGAGAGCAGAUACCCUCACGUCUGUUUGUCUGAGAUUCCCGUGAAGCAGCAGACCGAGGUUAACGGGAGGAGGCCUCAGGGGUUCAAGCUCGCCAUCAAGGCGAGACCCGAUAGAGGAAGCGGUGCGGGUGGUGGCGGGUCGGGUGUGGAGAAGAAUCUCUUGAGGAGCGUUGAGGAGAGGAAAGAGGAGUAUGAGAGAGCCAGGGCUCGGAUCUUUAACAGCCCUAAUAGUUCAGACUCUGAAGAGUCUUCAACACGAGCUCCUCCUCCUCCUGUUCAGACAAAACGUAACGACAAUAGUAGUAGACUCCCAGCUAGAAACGAGAGUGAAAGCAGUCUUGUUGAUGUGGAGAGGAAUGGUGUUGGACGGACUUCACGAGUAGCCAUUAUUAGAGAUAGAGAGAAAGAUCGUUACGAUCCUGAUUAUGACCGUAACAGGUACGUGAGGGUUACGCCACCUGUUGUACAAAACUUCAACCCUAUGCCGAUUCAUCUCCCUUUCCAUGACGGAGUCUUCCCACAGAUGCCAAGAACUCAAGCCAACCUAAACUACGGACAUCCCUUAAACCCGGCUAUGGCUUCUAGUAACGCGCCUGCUUAUACAGAGUGGCCUAGUGUCACAAUGACUUAUGCACAGACACUGAACGCUUCAGACCCGAAUCUUUUCAGGCGGCACCAGAAUCCCUGACCUUUGGUCCUGAUCAAACCCAUGUCUGUAUGCUUUUCUAUAGAUGUAGUCUUAGUUUUUUUUUUUGUUCUGCUCUUGUUGGAAACAUUUGUGGCCGCACAAGACAAUUGUUACUCUGUUGUUACAAAAUUAUAUUUAAUAUUAUCAAGCUUUUGCAUCAAAA